Molecule: messenger RNA, 1432 nt
Organism: Amphibalanus amphitrite
Lineage: Eukaryota; Metazoa; Arthropoda; Thecostraca; Balanomorpha; Balanidae
Product: translation initiation factor IF-2-like
Exons: 6
Coding region: 23-1432 (469 amino acids)
Source: RefSeq, a predicted model, not a curated record
UUGCUACCCACACGGGCUUGAGAUGCUGGUAAACAACCCACACUCGAUCGAGUCGGCGUGGACGCAGCCGGUGUCCGGCCUGGCGGCGCCGGCGGCCCCGGCGGCCGGGCCGCGGCCACAGCUGGUGCGCAUCUCGGACCUGCGCGCGCUGCUGGACGGCGCGCCGCUGGGCCGGUUCGACAUGCGGCCCGACACGGAGGCCGUGUUUGACGCGCUGUGCGACCGCGAGCGCGGCCGGCCGGAGAAGGUGCUCAUGAAGGAGUGGACGCCCCGGCCGGCCGGCGGCCAGCUGCACAUCGACGGAUGGUGCUGGACCCGAGGUGUGAGGUCAUUCGUCUCCAGUGCGCCCAUUUGUCAUUGGUUCUCGGAGCGUGAGGUCAAGGCCACUGACGGCCAGGUGUACGUACUGGAGGGCAGGCUAAGCGUGGCGCUGGCGGAGAAAUACGCUCUGCCCGUGUUGGCUCGUCUCACCUUCGCCACCGGCUUCCCCAGUCAGUGGCAGCUGCUGGCCAAAGAGCUGCACCUCCUAACAGUCGGGCAGGAGGCGGUGCGGCGACAGCCUGACCUCGUCUCGCAGCACAACUCCGACAGCCCCGGCCGCACCGCUGGGAAGCCGCCGCAGCAGCCGGACUCCGACUCGGGGUCGGGCUCGGAGCUCCCUCAGCCGCAGUCCGCGCCCGGCUCAAAGACCGCUCAGCCGCAGCCAAAGGCCGGUUCGAAGGCCGCCAGGUCGCAGCUGGAGCCUAGUUCGAAGGCCGCUCCAGCCAAGAGGCAGACGAGGAAGCGGGCAGCGCCGGGGAGCAGCCAGCCAGUGCCGACCGCAGCAGGCGGCGCGGCGCAGCCGGAACCUCCCGGGACUCCUCCGUUACCGGAGGAGCCGUCAGCGGCGCCGGCCAACGCCCGCGGAAGAGCGGCGUCGCGCGGCCGGUGGACAGCGCAGCCGGCGCCCUCGUCGCCGCCGGAGUCAUCGACGAAGUCAUCGACGAAGUCAUCGAGCCCGGCCGCCAGUGAGCGCAGUUCGCUGGACGACACGAUGGCGCCGCUGACACGGGCCAUGUCGGAGACCAUGUACGACCGGCUGAAGAAGGACACGCGCCGCCGCAGCCCCCGCGUCUUUCUCCACCGGCUGGCAGAGGAGCCGCGGCAGGCGCCGCCGGCGCGGGCCGCCGCCGGGCGCCGCGGUCGUACUCCCGCGGCGGGGACGGCGGCGGCUGAACACGGCCCGACGGGGCGGGCUGCUGCCGGGCGCCGCGGCCAGGAGGCGGCUGAGGCUGGCCAGCUCCCCGCCGGCCAGUCCUGUGAAGCCGGCGGAAUGGGAUUCCGACCUCGCGUCGAUCACGCCGAUCCCGAGCGCGUACCAAAAGCCGACCGCUCGCCGCCGCCGUCAGCCGGCCGAGGACGAUCCAGCAAUUCGGAAACACCCUCCGGCUAG